Messenger RNA from Acomys russatus (golden spiny mouse), 1441 nucleotides. It is a transcript of the gene Ldhal6b, whose product is annotated as lactate dehydrogenase A like 6B. Bases 233 to 1381 code for a protein of 382 amino acids. NCBI's taxonomy places the organism in Eukaryota, Metazoa, Chordata, Mammalia, Rodentia, Muridae. Gene Ontology annotation, molecular function: L-lactate dehydrogenase (NAD+) activity. The transcript has a single exon. Gene Ontology annotation, cellular component: cytoplasm. The record is from RefSeq and is a predicted model, not a curated record. Gene Ontology annotation, biological process: carboxylic acid metabolic process.
AACUCCAGCGUUUCCUUACUGGGAGUGGAAGCCCUUUAUAAAGCGUUGGUACAGGCCGGCAGUUGCUGGAGCAGAAAGACCCAGCCUGCCUGGAGCCCAUGCGCAGGACUGUGCGGGGACUGCGCAGCCGCAGUGGAAAGAAGGGUUAUUACACUGUGCUGCAGGGCAACGACUGUUCUGCCCUCAACCGUCUUCCUCCGCCCAUUCACUUCCUUCACCUGAGCAAGCAGCCAUGGCCUGGGCUGCGGGCAUGCUCCGGGCCAGCAGAAGAGUGGGUGCAGCCGGGGUGGAUUUCAGGGACUUGUACAUAGCUCCGCAGUCCAGUCAGGUGCCUCAUGUUCCGCUCAACCGGACCUGGUGGAGCCUCACCCCCACGGCCACCAUGGCGACCGUGAAGGGUAAACUUCUCCAACACAUCAGCUCUGAAGAGCCCGUUCUCCAUAGCAAGGUCUCCAUUAUAGGAGCUGGGUCAGUCGGCAUGGCCUGUGCCGUGAGCAUCCUAGCAAAAGGCUUGGCUGAUGAGCUUGCCCUUGUUGAUAGUAACGAAGACAGAAUGAAGGGGGAGACGAUGGAUCUCCAGCAUGGCAGUGUCUUCAUGAGAAUGCCAAAUGUUGUUUGCAGCAAGGAUUUCCUUGUCACUGCCAACUCCGAGGUAGUGAUUAUCACAGCAGGCGCACGCCAGGCCAAGGACGAGACGCGUCUGGACUUAGUCCAGCGAAACGUAUCCAUCUUUAAGACAAUGAUUGCCGAUAUUAUAAAGCACAGCCACCACUGCAAAAUGAUUAUUGUCUCCAAUCCAGUGGACAUCUUAACUUACGUAACCUGGAAACUGAGCGGAUUUCCUAAAAACCGCAUUAUUGGAAGUGGCUGUAACAUCGAUACUGCUCGUUUCCGUUACCUGCUUGGGCAGAAGCUUGGGAUCCACUCUGAAAGCUGCCAUGGGUGGGUCCUUGGAGAGCAUGGAGAUUCGAGUGUCCUUGUGUGGAGUGGGGUGAACGUCGCUGGUGUGCCUCUGAAAGAUCUGAAUGCAGCUAUCGGAACUAACAAAGACCCCGAGCAGUGGGGAAAUCUUCACAAAGACGUCAUUGCCAGUGCCUAUGACAUCAUCAGAAUGAAAGGCUAUACCUCCUGGGCCAUUGGCCUGUCUGUGGCUGAUAUUGUAGAAAGUAUUCUGAAGAAUCUCAGGAAGACACAUCCAGUUUCCACCAAAGUCAAAGGUCUGUACGGAAUAAAAGAAGAGGUGUUCCUCAGCAUGCCUUGUAUCCUGGGAAAAAAUGGCAUAUCCGACAUUAUAAAGGUAAAGCUGAACCCUACAGAGGAAGCCCAGAUGGUAAAGAGCGCAGACACGAUUUGGAAGAUUCAGAAAGAUAUCAAGUUUUAAGCCACCCUUCCAAAGAUACUGAAGACAACAGAUGCAGUAUGCACCCAAGUGUGGGGUGAA